GGUACAUGCUAUUUAAAUUUGCUUGUAUAUAUUUUUUCAAAACUAUAGUUGUGUUAGACAUGGUAUGGACUUUACAAGUGUUGCUGGAGGCUUAGGACCAGCUCAGAAUCUGGUAUCCAACAAUAGCUCUGCUGAUGAUGACGUGCACUGUGGCCGUGAUGCUCUCACCAACAGCUAUGGCUGGUUUGUGCAGCUCCUCCUUGCAACCCUGGCCUUCAUGCUUCUUAUUGUGAAGCGGUUUUGUGAACCAUUGAAGAGGAGACGGUCAUGGCUGGUAUGGUUUUACGACACUUCAAAACAAGGACUUGGUGCUGCUCUUGUUCAUUUCUCUAAUGUCAUAUUGGCUGAGGAAUUCACUGGUGACCCUUGCACUUGGUACAUAGUGAGCUUCCUGCUGGACAGCACCGUAGGGCUCAUGCUGGUGUGGGCCGGCAUCAGGCUGAGCAUCUUCAUUGGUCGCCGAUAUCGCCUGCCAACUCUCAUAUUUGGAGACUAUGGUCGGCCUCCAUCACACGUGUCUUGGAUGCACCAGUGCCUGCUCUACUGCGGGCUCAUGGGCGUCGAGAAGCUGCUGGUGACGGCGUUGAUGCGCCUCCCUUACUGGACCUCCGUCAGGGACAUCAUCCUCGCCCCUAUCACCAGCCCUCAGCUCAGGGUCGUCGUUGUUGUUCUCAUCAUCCCCUUCUUUAUUAAUGCAUUAAUAUUCUGGGUGACGGACAACUUCCUGAUGUUGAAAGUCAAGCCAGGCGCUCUCGAUUUGCCCGUCACACGAAGCAAGCCUGGAGACUUGGCAUCUUGCGUCGACCAGGUUUUCUACCAACGCUGUGGGUCAUCGUCGGCAAGUAGUGGCGAGGGAGACGUUCUCAUCAGCAACGCGGAACCGUGCGACGCCGCCGACCUACAGCGACCGCCGUUAGCGGGCGACUGGCACGACUCGGGCCAGGUGACGCUAGGCGGCGCGGACCGAUGCCUUGCAUCCGAUAGUGCGGACGUGACGAUGUUAGGCGUACACGAAGACCUGUCCGCCAGUCCCUUCACAUCGCCUGUCCAUCAAGCCAACAUUUCAGCUGUUGAUAAAAGCCUAGGACUUUUGUCUCCUCUCUCAGUUGGGUUCUCCUCUCCCAUUGCCAAGCUACGGCAUCUUUCUGUGUCGGGUUCGGACUCAAAUGCCGCAUCUGCCCUGGAGUUGAACGAAGUUAUAAACUCCCCCGCGCGACUCUCAGGGCAGCAAGAACUGCUGCCUGAUGACGUGGUCCUGCCACAUACACUAAAUGAGGCUGUCGUUACUACAAACAAGGGCAAGCCUGGCAAAAAGAUGGUCUGAGUCGGUCGAUAGUUAUUCUGAAUCGAACGAUUGUUUAUGAUUUUCAGAACUGUUAAACUGCUGAGCAUAUUUGCUCAGUAAUUAAGUAAUUGGAACAUGUGGACAAAUUAUUAUUGAGUCUCACUAAUGUUAAUGUGAGUGCAAGUGCUAGUAUUUGCAUGUUUUAUUAAUAAUAUCUGUGUGGGAAUUGUUCUCGUUAGUCUUUGGUAUUACUAUAAUACUCGAAUUAUUUUCCCCCCUAGGCUAUCUUGUUUUGCUAGCUGAAUGCUAGUUAAGGUUACCUGGGUAAUUUUUCGUUUGAAUUCUUUGUAUAAAUUUGAAUUAGUAUUGAAUAGCGUUGUUAUUGUAGAUUAAGAACGUUUGUGUG
Messenger RNA from Hyalella azteca, 1691 nucleotides. Its product is annotated as store-operated calcium entry regulator STIMATE. The record is from RefSeq and is a predicted model, not a curated record. Gene Ontology annotation, cellular component: membrane. The coding region runs from base 65 to 1324 and encodes 419 amino acids. The transcript has 6 exons. NCBI's taxonomy places the organism in Eukaryota, Metazoa, Arthropoda, Malacostraca, Amphipoda, Hyalellidae.